AUGUAUUGUGCACUUAGAUCCGGCUUUUCUAGAUCGGCUGGGAUCGUCGACAAAAUCUCGGUGAGCGGUUUGGUGGGCCACAGACACUUCUCCACCUCAUUUCAUUGGCUGGAACAGGAAUCUUCCGAGCUCAAUAUUCGUCCCCCUUCCAGUAGUGCUUCUGCAGACACCGCCGCCUCGUUAAACAUCCAAAUUCCUACAACGGAUUGUCUUGAUUCAUUCAAGGAUUCACAUAUUGGAAUCCCCGGUCUUGUCAGUAACAGAGUGUUUGAUGAUGUUUGGACCAAACAGACUGGUGUUAAACUAGAGGAUCUAAAGUAUGGAAUUUCGGAGUCUCCCAGCAGAGCAGACUUGGAGUCGUGUUUUGUUAGAGAUUCCUCAUCUUCCAGUCGAGCAAGGGCUGCUAAAGCAUUGAAUCCAUUUCUUAGAAAUAACAAAAGAUCUGGUGCAUCUUCAGCGUCUUCAAUAUUGGAGGACUUUACACUUUCCACCUCAAAUAAGGUGAUUGAUCAAUACUACAUACUACUAAAAAAGACUGCAAAGCAGCCAACAGAAGACUUUGUGUUUCAAUCAGCCUCUUCGAUCUACAACUUAUUCUAUUUCAUGUCCUCCUUGAAACCCAAUGAGUCUGAGAGUAACAAGUUUCUUAAAGAGCAGCUUAAAGAGGAAUUUUUAGCUACCCCGGAUAUUUCUGCAGCAAUAGAAAAUCAGCCUGCCCAUGGCGAACUUUCGAAAUGGAUUGAUAGAUCGUUCGGCUCUCUAGAAGAGUUCAAGACUUUGCUUCUAGCCUCAGCUAACUCUAUGAAGGGUAAUGGUUACACUUGGUUAGUUCAUCGAUUUAUUAAACCACAGCAGGGACACCAGACUAGAGAUUUAACUCGUUUCUCUUCAUUAGCUGUACUCAAUACAUACAAUAAUGGUACGCCGCAUCAGUUUAGAUCUGGCCAAGUCAGUUCUGCUAGAAGGUAUCAUGAGAAGCGGUCGAUGAUUGAGAACCAGAAAUCUGCGGAAGAGAUGUUCAAUAUGAAUCAGAUUGAAAUUCCGACAAUUGCUGAGGCUCAAGAUAGUUACGAAAUGUUUGAGUUCACCUAUGAGCCAUUGCUGGCAAUAGGUGUCAAUCCUUCUUUCUAUCUCAGAGAUUAUGGAGUGUUUGGAAGGAAAAGAUAUUUGGAAAAUGUGUGGAGAUGCAUUGACUGGUCCGUGGUUGAAGAAAGGUUUGCCAAAAAGUGA
Brettanomyces nanus is the source of this 1230-nucleotide messenger RNA. RefSeq lists its product as uncharacterized. The coding region runs from base 1 to 1230 and encodes 409 amino acids. Lineage: Eukaryota; Fungi; Ascomycota; Pichiomycetes; Pichiales; Pichiaceae. The record is from RefSeq and is a predicted model, not a curated record. The transcript has a single exon. Gene Ontology annotation, molecular function: superoxide dismutase activity; metal ion binding. Gene Ontology annotation, biological process: superoxide metabolic process.